AUGCAAGCAUCUUUAUUUUUCUUAAUUUUAAGUUUUUUAACUUAUAUCAUCCUUUCAAUUCAAGGAGCCACCGAUGUAAAUCAAGACCAUGUAGGCGGUUGCCAACAUCCAGUGUAUUGCACUGGGUCAUUGUUAAAAACCAUCCAAUUGAAUCAAGUGUUCAAUGACUCUAAAACUUUUGUCGAUAUGCCAAUGAGAUAUCCAGUAGAUUAUAUCAAUCAACAAUUUGAAGUUUUAAUGUUCAACACAAGUAAAACUGGUGGUCCAAAUAAGGCAGAGCUUUUAGAAUUUUUAAACAAUAAUUUUUACCCAGCCGGUUACGAAGUCGAGCCAGUUACCCCAGUAGAUUGGUUCCCAAAUCCAGCAUUCCUCGAUAAAAUUCAAGAUCCAGAGCUUAAAAGAUUUGCCACUAGUGUACAUGGUAAAUGGUUAGAUUUAACAAGAGUAUUUAAUGUUAGUGGUUUAUGCGAUGAUUGCUAUUCAUCCAUUCCAGUUACCCAUCCAUUUGUUAUUGCUGGUUCAAGAUUCCGUGAAUUUUACUAUUGGGACACUUAUUGGAUUAUUCAAGGUCUUUUGGUUUCAAAUAUGACUGCAACUGCAAAAGGAAUGUUAACUAAUUUUAGAGAUAUUAUUACCGAGUAUGGUUUCAUUCCAAAUGGUGGUCGUAUUUAUUAUUUAAAUAGAAGCCAACCACCAUUAUAUACUCUUAUGGUUAAAUCAUAUGUUGAAGCAACCAGCGACUACCAAUUCCUUCAAGAAACUUUACCAAUUUUAGAUGCUGAAUACCAAUGGUUUAUGAAAUAUCGUACCACCCAAAUUAAUACUUGUGACGGUGGAUCAUACACUUUAAAUUUAUAUAACGUAUCAACCAAUACACCACGUCCAGAAUCAUUCUAUGAAGACUUUACAGGUGCCUCAGUGUUCUCUAGUGAUGACGAGCAAAAAUUCUAUUACAGCUCAAUUACAUCAGGCGCUGAAUCAGGUUGGGAUUUUUGUUCACGUUGGUUCUCGCAAUCAGAUAAUACAAAUUUAACCACUAUUCAAACCAUUGAAGUCGUACCAGUAGAUUUAAAUUCAAUUUUGUACUAUAACGAAAAAACAUUAUCAAUGUUCCACAAUUAUUUUGGUAAUACCACAAUGUCCACUUUCUACCAAAAAGCCGCAUCAGAAAGAGCAACUGCAAUUCAAUCUGUUUUUUGGGAUGAAAAUAAUUUACAAUGGUUCGAUCUCAAUUUAGAAACACAAACAUUAAACGAAAACUUUUAUAUUUCAAAUUUAUUACCAUUGUUUGUAGAUAUUGAAGAAGAGAUCAAUAUGAACGACGAAGAGAUCGAUUCAAUUUUCAAAGAGCUAUCUGAUGUUUUAUUAAACUUCCCAGGAGGUAUUCCAUCAUCUCUUAUCGACACCAAUCAACAAUGGGAUUUACCAAGUGCAUUCCCAAAUCUUCAAUACUUUGUCAUCGAGCUUUUAAUGGACACCAACACAACUGUUUCAACUGCAAUUGGCAGAUCCUUAAUUAAUCGUUGGGUAACCACAAACUAUUGUGGAUGGAAUUCAACUUUAGAAACAGAAGGUGGAAUGAUGUUUGAAAAAUAUAAUGUAUACGAUGUUGGUACCCCAGGUGGUGGUGGUGAAUAUGUUGUUCAAAACGGUUUUGGUUGGACAAACGGUGUAGUCUUGCAUCUUUUGAACAAGUACUCAGACAUUAUAACUUUAAAUUCAUGUUAA
Messenger RNA from Dictyostelium purpureum, 1728 nucleotides. RefSeq lists its product as uncharacterized. Gene Ontology annotation, molecular function: alpha,alpha-trehalase activity. The record is from RefSeq and is a predicted model, not a curated record. Gene Ontology annotation, biological process: trehalose catabolic process. The transcript has a single exon. Bases 1 to 1728 code for a protein of 575 amino acids. NCBI's taxonomy places the organism in Eukaryota, Evosea, Eumycetozoa, Dictyosteliales, Dictyosteliaceae.